UUCACAAUCAAAAGUCUGGGAGUAAACCAACCGAGUACAUUUCCGGCGGAAAAAUGUUUCUAAGGAGGAUGGCGCGGCCGCUGAUGAUGAUGGCAAAAGUGAAGGAGACGACGGGUAUAGUCGGUCUCGAGGUGGUUCCCAACGCCCGUGAGGUGCUCGUCGGGCUCUACAACAAAACCUUAAAGGAGAUCAAGGCGGUCCCUGAGGACGAAGGCUACCGUAAAGCCGUUGAGAGCUUCACGCGCCAACGCCUAAAGGUCUGUCAAGAGGAAGAGGACUGGGAGACCAUCGAGAAGCGCUUAGGAUGUGGCCAGGUCGAGGAGCUGAUAGAAGAAGCUCAGGAUGAGCUUAAGCUAAUCGGUCACAUGAUAGAGUGGAACCCAUGGGGUGUUCCCGAUGACUAUGAAUGUGAGGUUAUUGAGAAUGAUGCUCCAGUGCCUAAGCACAUCCCCCUGCAUCGACCAGGUCCUCUUCCUGAGGAGUUCUACAAGACAUUGGGGGCUGUUAACACUGGCACCUUGGAGGAUGCUGUUUCACGCUCCAAGGACGAGCCUGCAAUUACCUCGGGCGAAUCACAAUCAAAAUAGUGUGUUUCUGAUCCCAUUAGUUGUUGUCGAGCAACUCCAAGGUUUUCACUUAAAAUCUGGAUGUGUUUUCCAUGUCAGGUUUGUUGUCUCUUGUUUACGCUAUUUGAAAUUGUUCUGUUUAAUACUUUUUUGAUCGGCAUUUAAUUGGGAUUAAGAACCCAUAAAAAAGCUCGAGUUUUUAGUUAAUAAUUUCAAGUUGACUUGGGUUUAUGUUGAUUCUGGUCUGGUCCUGUCCACGUCCAUGUCUGGCACAUCAAGUAUGUACAACACUAAUAAUUCUUCUCACUAGAUGCUAAAAGUAUCUGGAUUGUUAUGCCUAUAUAUGUUCCCAGUUUCUUCA
This is a messenger RNA of Olea europaea var. sylvestris, 927 nucleotides long. RefSeq names its product probable NADH dehydrogenase [ubiquinone] 1 alpha subcomplex subunit 5, mitochondrial. Bases 54 to 587 code for a protein of 177 amino acids. Lineage: Eukaryota; Viridiplantae; Streptophyta; Magnoliopsida; Lamiales; Oleaceae. Gene Ontology annotation, biological process: respiratory electron transport chain. The record is from RefSeq and is a predicted model, not a curated record. The transcript has 2 exons.